This is a messenger RNA of Oncorhynchus kisutch (coho salmon), 2147 nucleotides long. Its product is annotated as zinc finger protein OZF-like. The transcript has 2 exons. Bases 249 to 1730 code for a protein of 493 amino acids. NCBI's taxonomy places the organism in Eukaryota, Metazoa, Chordata, Actinopteri, Salmoniformes, Salmonidae. The record is from RefSeq and is a predicted model, not a curated record.
UGACGUAUAAUCUAGUGGACGGAACGCUUCUUCAACAACUGCAGCCACCUUGGUAGCUCGCUAGCCAACAAAUUCGGAACAUUCAAGUUCUUUAGACAAUUUCGUGGUUAUUUGCCACUAUGAUUUAAACAUAGUUAUGUGGAAACAACUAGCUACCCCAUUAAAUGUAAUAUUUACGUUGUAAGUAGCUAGCUGGUUAAAUUAGCACUAGUCUAGUUGCUAAUGCUAACUAGCUAACAUCCCCGACCAUGAGCUUACUAAGCUACUCUCCUCCUGCUAAAGAAGAUGAGGCCUGCUGGACAGAGAAAGAAACGGAUGUUACAAAACAAAAACAAGUAGAGGAUGAGACUGUUACAGUGAAAGAAGAAGAAGAGAAAGACGUUUCAGUGAAAGAAGAGGAAGAUGCGUUCAGAGUGAAAGAGGAGGAGGAGGAUGUUACAGUAAAAGAAGAGUCCGAGAAAGAGGAGGAUGCAGUUUAUGGAGUGAAAGAGGAGGAUGGGGAGAUGACCUUCACAUCCAUAAAGGAGGAGGAGGAAACUGGAUAUCUGGGCCCGGUUUCCCAAAGGCAGCUUAAGGCCAGUGGUUCUAACGAUGAAUUUAACCAUAAGGUGGUUUUUGGAAACCGGGGCCUGGUUAAUACUAGAGAGAGACUUGAUUAUCUCGGGUCCUCUGGGGAGUCUACAGAAGAGAGACGUGACUAUUGUGGGUCCUCUGGGGAGUCUCAACAACCUCAUGAAGCUGACAAGGCAGAUCAGAGUCUCUCCAAAUCAGAACACCUCAAGAAACACCAACAGAGACCCACCGGGAAGAAAUGUCAUUGCUGCUCUGACUGUGGGAAGAGAUUCAACUCUUCAGGAGACCUUAAACUACAUCAAAGAAUUCACACUGGAGAGAAAUCUUAUGGCUGUGAUCAAUGUGGGAAGAGAUUUACUGAUUCAAGCAGCCUGAAAUCACACCAGAAAACACACACACGAGAUAAAUCCUAUAGCUGUUAUCAAUGUGGGAAAAGUUGUACUACAUCUAGCCAUCUAAUUGUACACCAGAGAACACACACAGGAGAGAAACCUUUUAGCUGUGAUCAAUGUGGGAAGAAAUUUACUGUGUCAAACUCCUUGAUGGUGCACCAGAGAAUACACACAGGAAAGAAAUCUUAUAGCUGUAGUCAAUGUGGGAAGAGUUUUACUCAACCAGAAAGCCUGAUUGUGCACCAGAGAAUACACACAGGAGAGAAACCUUAUAUCUGUUAUCAAUGUGGGAAAAGUUGUACGACAUCUAGCCAUCUAAUUGUACACCAGAGAACACACACAGGAGAGAAACCAUUUAGCUGUCAUCAAUGUGGGAAGAGUUUUGGUACAUCUAGCCAUCUAAUUGUACACCACCGAACACACACAGGAGAGAAACCUUUUAGCUGUAGUCAAUGUGGGAAGAGUUUUAGUCAAUCUAGUGAUCUGACAGUGCACCAGAGAACACACACAGGAGAGAAACCUUAUAGCUGUGGUCAAUGUGGGAAGAGUUUUGUUCAAUCUGGCCAUCUGACAGUGCACCAGAGAACACACACAGGAGAGAAACCUUAUAGCUGUGGUCAAUGUGGGAAGAGUUUUAGUACAUCUGGGUAUCUGACUAUACACCAGAGAACACACGCAGGGGGGAAACUUUGUAGCUGUCAUAAAUGUGACAAGAAAUUCUCAGAUAAAAGACUUCUGAUCAAACAUCAGAAAAUACAUACAUGAAGCAAUUGUUUCUUGAAAUCAAUGAAAUAUCCCACCUAGCAAAAUGCAAUUGAAAAGACAUUAAAAAGAAGACUAUGGCCGAAGUCCAAAAUUCGUUCGGUUUUACUUGAAAGUUAAAAAUAUGUAUUUUCUGUGGGUUUUUUUAAUUACUUGAAAACGACUUAAUUUCAAUGUACUUGCAGCCUAUACACAUGGACGCAGUAUGAUAAAUUAGUCUGUCAUCAAUUUUAUUAACAAUCUGACAUCACUCCAGUAUUUCUUGACACAUUCAAAUGCUAAUUGUCUUUAUUCCACUACUGAAGAAGCAUGUCUCCAAUCACCCCAUAUUUCAAACAUUCAGCCUGACAAAAGAUACAUAUUUUAUUAUUCCAUGCCUCACCAUUAAGUGAAUUAUUGCCAAUACAUAUUAACAAAGGG